Aspergillus nidulans FGSC A4 is the source of this 1233-nucleotide messenger RNA. Its product is annotated as proteasome regulatory particle lid subunit RPN11. The record is from RefSeq and is a predicted model, not a curated record. The transcript has 4 exons. Lineage: Eukaryota; Fungi; Ascomycota; Eurotiomycetes; Eurotiales; Aspergillaceae. Bases 217 to 1233 code for a protein of 338 amino acids. Gene Ontology annotation, molecular function: metal-dependent deubiquitinase activity; peptidase activity. Gene Ontology annotation, cellular component: cytosol; cytoplasm; proteasome storage granule. Gene Ontology annotation, biological process: proteasome-mediated ubiquitin-dependent protein catabolic process; proteasome storage granule assembly; proteasome assembly.
CGAUAGCUUUCCCUCAUCUUCGUGUUCCUUUCCUGUGCUUUCUCAUCCUCAACUUCAAAUUCCUUACCGAUCUGAUCUACAUUCCACCUUUGGCUUACGUCUCGGUGCCGCGCCGACACUUACAAACCGUUUGGAGCUUCCCGUUGAGGAAGUAGUCCUUUGCCCUCCAGAAUUCGGACAUUAUAUUUCCCCUAGACAUCAUCAUCAUCAGCAGCAAUGGAUAGACUCACUAGGAUGAUCCAGGCCGCCCAGGGUAUGGGGAUGAACGGCUCUGCUCCAGGUGCUGAUACUCCGAACCUCCUUGAUAACUCCGAAACCGUACACAUCUCAUCUCUUGCGCUCUUGAAGAUGUUAAGGCACGGUCGAGCAGGUGUCCCUAUGGAAGUCAUGGGUCUUAUGCUGGGUGAAUUCGUGGAUGAAUAUACAGUACGAGUAACCGACGUCUUUGCGAUGCCUCAGAGCGGUACAGGCGUCAGUGUCGAAGCUGUUGACCCUGUAUUCCAAACAAAAAUGAUGGACAUGCUUAGGCAAACCGGACGACCGGAACCCGUUGUCGGUUGGUAUCACUCGCAUCCUGGGUUUGGAUGCUGGCUCUCCUCCGUUGAUAUCAACACUCAGCAAUCGUUCGAGCAGCUUACUCCUCGCGCUGUCGCUGUCGUCGUCGACCCAAUUCAGUCCGUCAAAGGCAAGGUUGUCAUUGACGCCUUCCGUCUCAUUCAGCCCCAGACGGUUGUCAUGGGUCAAGAGCCCCGACAAACCACCUCCAACCUGGGUCACCUGAACAAGCCGUCUAUCCAGGCUCUGAUCCACGGAUUAAACAGACACUACUACAGCAUUGGCAUCAACUACCGCAAGACGGGGCUUGAGGAGAACAUGCUAAUGAACCUGCACAAGCAAGUCUGGACCGAAGCGUUGCAGAUGAAUGACUUUCACGACGAAUGUCAGCACAAUGUUGACCGCAUGAAGCAGCUCGUUAACUUGGCCGAGGGCUACGAGAAACGAGUGAAGGAGGAGACGGAGCUCACUAAGGACCAGCUGAAGACAAGAUAUGUCGGAAAGGUUGACCCCAAGAAGCACAUCGAGGAUGUAAGCCAGCAAUUGAUCGAAGACAACAUCGUUGCUGUCUCACGGCAAAUGAUUGAUAAGGAGGCUUCGGUGGCACGGCAGUCUAACGGCGCGGACGGCAAAGAGCCUCAGAACGGCGUCGGCAUGGAUGUGGACGAGGAACUAUAG